Messenger RNA from Gilbertella persicaria, 1260 nucleotides. RefSeq lists its product as uncharacterized. The coding region runs from base 1 to 1260 and encodes 419 amino acids. Lineage: Eukaryota; Fungi; Mucoromycota; Mucoromycetes; Mucorales; Choanephoraceae. The transcript has 4 exons. The record is from RefSeq and is a predicted model, not a curated record.
AUGGAUAACUUCAAAGCUGGAAAUCCUAAUGCCACUUUUAAUGAAGAUUUGUUUGGGGGAGCUAGCCAGUGCAUUACUGAAGCCUGCAAGAAGCUGGCAACCGCCUACGAGAAUGCAGUUGUAGAAAGAAUUGAAAAUAUAUUGAGAAGAUUUUUGCAAUAUCAAAUUCAAAUUAUGUUUGUUUCCAUGGCUCCGAAGGACGUCGAUGACAUUGUUACAGAGUAUGGAUAUCAAUAUGUAUGCCAAGGUGAAGCGGUAUGGCCUGAACAGAAAUCACUUGAAGACCCUAUGAUCAAACGAAGAAUCGAUGAACUAUGCCUGCCACUUAAAAACAAACUCGAUGCUAGAGUUAGUAUAAAAUCAUUAGCUGAUAACCCUGGCUUUUUUGUUCCUCUGUUGUUUCAUAUACUGGCUGUCUUUGAAAGGGAACAUCAAUCCCAUAAAGCGUUUGACGUUAGAAGACUUCUUUUACCAAGGCUGUUCAAUGUAUUCCCUUCACCAUCAUGCCAUUGGCGAUCAGUGAUAAUUUCGGUCGAUGCAUUAGCAGCAUUUCUUCCUGGUCAACCACUCCCCAGAGGGUAUAAUGAUCAGCUGCAUUUAUUUUACAAGGUAUUUGAUUUUAAGCCGCUUAGAAUUAAAUCGAUUGAAUCUUUAUUACUCACUGGAUCAAAUAAGAGGCUCUUUGGUAACCUGAUCAAAUCAGACGGUUUUUCUGUUAAUUUCGUUUUUAACAAACGAACAAUCAGAGGAAAACGUUUAACCAAGCAAAUCAAUCAAGUUGAUCUGAUCUUGGAUGAUUUUGAGCAGCAUGAAGUUGACAGCCACUAUUUACCAAUAGCCGUAGAUCCAGGAAGAAAAAGGGUUCUCACUGCAUUUGCUGGUUCAAGUGGAAUGUUACCACUUGACAGGCUCUACAAAAUUCUCAGCAGAGCAAGAAAUAUACUCACCAAUAAGACUGCCAAUGAAUCACUGUAUAUGGAGUAUGCCAUUUAUAUGCUCAAAAACAUUGGUCGUAUUUUCAGUUUUUACAAUCAAGAAACUGCAAAAGAAACCUUUUUCUUAUACCAGGUUCGCCAACGAGCACCGGAGCAAAUGGUGAAAACGUUUUUGGAUGGUACCAAGAAAUACAACAAGAAGUCAAGAGGAAACAAACGAAAAAGAGCAAAGAACAAAGGGAAGCGGAAGAAGAAGGGGAAUAAGUCCGGAAAGAAGUAUAAAGGAAAGAGAAAAAUGGCACCGAAAACAACAGAAACAAGGUAA